Messenger RNA from Meriones unguiculatus (Mongolian gerbil), 4140 nucleotides. It is a transcript of the gene Nfatc4, whose product is annotated as nuclear factor of activated T cells 4. NCBI's taxonomy places the organism in Eukaryota, Metazoa, Chordata, Mammalia, Rodentia, Muridae. Gene Ontology annotation, molecular function: DNA-binding transcription factor activity, RNA polymerase II-specific; transcription factor binding; RNA polymerase II cis-regulatory region sequence-specific DNA binding. The coding region runs from base 1133 to 3835 and encodes 900 amino acids. The transcript is spliced from 10 exons. Gene Ontology annotation, cellular component: transcription regulator complex. Gene Ontology annotation, biological process: calcineurin-NFAT signaling cascade; cytokine production; regulation of transcription by RNA polymerase II. The record is from RefSeq and is a predicted model, not a curated record.
CCCGGCCGCCUCAGGGCUCUCCAGCCCCGCUCUUGCGCCCCCACUGAGACCCCCUGUCCUGUGCCUCCUUCCUGGUGACUCCAGGCCGGGUCUUCCCUCCCUGCCCAGGUGACAGGUGUCCGGCCUUGGGGCCUGAGUGUUUAGCUUUCUGGCCCUCUCUAAACCUGGCCGGGAGUUUAGACGGGCCGGGAGCGGGUUGCCUUGGGAGCAGAGUCCUUCGGGUCUGCAGCUCUCGGGAGGAGGAGGCCGACUUCCUCCGUGGGGCUAAUUAACGGCCUAUCUAGGUGGCUGGGACCAGGGAAUCGGCAAAGCCUGGCGUGGAUCGGCGCCCAGCAGGGCUGAGGGCCUCCGGAGGCUUGCCGGGCUUAGAAGGGGCUAAAAGUUCUUCGACUUCAGGGAAGGGUGGGGGUGGCCGGUCCCGGAGGCCCAGGUGGAGCGGUCCCAGCGAGGGGGAGGAAGGGAUGACUUCUUCAGGGCAGCCCAGAGCCUCUCUCAACCCUAGAACUCUCUUUAACUCAGCCCUCGGCCGAAAGCGCAGGAGAGGUGGCCCCACACUCUUCAGAUCUUAAGGAAGGAUGUACCGCGGGCCCGCUACUCGGGGACUCGGAAUGUGGGCUCUUUAAGGCAGUCGGACCCGGAUUCCCCCCCCCCCCCCUUAGCUGGGACUAAAUAGGCUGAGGUUUGGCCCCCGGUGGGAAAUGAUUGUCACAGCCGCGGACCAAUAGGUACCAUUAGGGUCCUAGGACGUUUGAAGGGACCAUUUUUCAAUUCAGUUUUUUCUCCCCCUUUGGAGGGGGUGGGACUGGAGAGAUGACUGGAGGAGGGAGAGUGGGGGAGACUAGGGGCGCGUGGUUUUCCCAUCUCAUCCCUGGAGGAGGGGCCGGAGCAUCCCGGGUAGCCAAUCAGGGACAGGCUAGCCGGGGGGGGGGGGCGCUUUGAAGAAGUUUGGGAGAAAAAAAGUUUGGAAAAGUUGCUAUAAUAACGAGGGGGCGUCUGGAGGGAGGCGGCAGCGACCGAAGAGGAGGCGUCUCGGAGAAAGGGAGGGAGGGAGCCACCCUCGAGUGAAGCUCCAGCAGCGUCCAGAGCCUCCCCCUCCCAACCCAGGCGGGACCUGGGGGCUCCGGCCGGAUCCAUGGGGGCGGCCAGCUGCGAGGAUGAGGAGCUGGAAUUUAAGCUGGUGUUCGGGGAGGAAAAGGAGGCCCCCCCGCUGGGCGCUGGGGGCCCUGGGGAAGAGCUGGACUCCGAGGAUGCCCCUUCGUGCUGCCGUUUGGCCCUGGGGGAAACCCUUCCUUAUGGUGCUGCCCCAAUUGGCAUUCCCCGACCGCCGCCCCCUCGGCCAGGCAUGCACUCGCCACCGCCCCGUCCUGCCCCUUCCCCUGGCACCUGGGAGAGCCAGCCGGCUCGGUCGGUGAGGCUGGGGGGUCCAGGAGGGGGCGCGGGAGGUGCCGGGGGCGGCCGUGUCCUCGAGUGUCCCAGCAUCCGGAUCACCUCCAUCUCUCCCACGCCUGACCCACCGACCUCCCUGGAGGACGCCCCCGAACCCUGGGGGGACGGCUCUCCCAGAGAGUACCCCCCGCCGGAGGGCUUUGGGGGCUACCGAGAGGCGGGAGGCCAGGGCGGAGGCGCCUUCUUCAGCCCGAGCCCCGGAAGCAGCAGCCUGUCCUCGUGGAGCUUCUUCUCGGACGCCUCGGACGAGGCGGCGCUGUACGCGGCCUGCGACGAGGUGGAGUCCGAGCUCAACGAGGCAGCCUCCCGCUUCGGCUUGAGCUCUCCGCUGCCCUCGCCCAGGGCUUCCCCCAGGCCGUGGACCCCGGACGACCCGUGGGGCCUGUACGGCCCGAGCGCCGGGGGCCGAGCGCCCGAGGACGGCUGGCUGCUCCUCAGCGCCCCGGGGCCCGUCCCCGCCUCCCCUCGGCCUGCUUCUCCCUGCGGCAAGCGGCGCUAUUCCAGUUCUGGAACCCCGUCUUCGGCCUCCCCGGCUUUGUCCCGUCGGGGCAGCCUCGGGGAAGACGGGCCAGAGCCCCCUCCACCGCCCCCAUUGCCUCUGGUCCGGGACCCCAGCUCCCCGGGCCCCUUCGACUAUGGGGGUGCGCCGCCGACCGAGAGCGUCCCUCAGAAAACCCGGAGGACUUCCAGCGAGCAGGCGGCGGCCCUGCCGCGGCCGGAGGAGCCUGCCUCGUGCAACGGGAAGCCUCCCUCCGCCGCGGAGGAGGCCGUGGCCGCUCCAGGCGCCCUGCGGAAAGAGGCGGCUGGCAUGGACUACCUAGCGGUGCCUUCUCCCCUGGCUUGGUCCAAGGCCCGGAUCGGGGGACACAGCCCCAUCUUCAGGACCUCUGCCCUACCUCCGCUGGACUGGCCUCUGCCUAGCCAGUAUGAGCAGCUGGAGCUGAGGAUUGAGGUACAGCCCAGAGCUCACCACCGGGCCCACUACGAGACCGAGGGCAGCCGAGGAGCUGUCAAGGCUGCUCCAGGAGGCCACCCUGUGGUUAAGCUUCUAGGCUACAGUGAGAAGCCACUGACCCUCCAGAUGUUCAUUGGCACUGCAGAUGAAAGGAGCCUGCGGCCGCACGCCUUCUACCAGGUGCACCGCAUCACUGGCAAGAUGGUGGCUACGGCUAGCUACGAAGCUGUAGUCAGCGGGACCAAAGUGCUGGAGAUGACCUUGCUCCCAGAGAACAACAUGGCUGCCAACAUUGACUGCGCUGGAAUCCUGAAGCUUCGGAACUCAGACAUUGAGCUACGGAAGGGUGAGACAGACAUCGGGCGCAAGAACACACGUGUGCGGCUGGUGUUCCGUGUUCACGUGCCUCAGGGCGGCGGGAAGGUCGUCUCUGUGCAGGCGGCGUCAGUGCCCAUCGAGUGCUCCCAGCGCUCAGCCCAGGAGCUGCCCCAGGUGGAGGCCUACAGCCCCAGUGCCUGCUCUGUGAGGGGAGGGGAGGAGCUCGUGUUGACUGGUUCCAACUUCCUGCCAGACUCCAAGGUGGUGUUCAUUGAGAGGGGCCCUGAUGGAAAGCUGCAGUGGGAGGAGGAGGCCGCGGUGAACAGGCUGCAGAGCAGUGAGGUGACACUGACUCUGACCAUCCCUGAGUACAGCAACAAGCGGGUGUCCCGGCCCGUCCAGGUCUACUUCUACGUCUCCAAUGGGCGGAGGAAGCGAAGUCCUACCCAAAGCUUCAAGUUUCUGCCUGUGAUCUUCAAGGAGGAGCCCCUACCAGACUCAUCUCUCCGGGCCUUCCCUUCUGCGACGGGUCCCCCCUUUGGCACUGACAUGGACUUCUCACCACCCAGGCCCCCUUACCCCUCCUAUCCCCAUGAAGACCCUGCUUAUGAGACUCCUUACCUGUCAGAAAGCUUUGGUUAUAGCACGCCCACUCUGUACCCCCAGACAGGGCCUCCACCAUCCUAUAGAUCAGGCCUGCGGAUGUUCCCUGAGGCCGGGGGUACCACAGGUGUGCGCCCACCUUCUAUCUCCUUCCUUCCCCGCCCCUUUCCUGGUGACCCGUAUGGAGGACAGGGCUCCUCUUUUGCCCUGGGGCUUCCCUUCUCCCCUCCGGCCCCCUUUAGGCCUCCACUCCCUUCCUCCCCACCACUUGAAGAGUCCUUCCAUCCCCAGAGUGCUAUCCAACCCCUACCUGCUGAGGGCUACGAUGAGGUGGGGCCAGGCUAUCCCCCUGGGGAGGGGGCUUCGGAGCAGGAGAAAUCCAGGGGUGGCUACAGCAGCGGCUUCAGAGACAAUGUACCUGUCCAGGGUGUCACCCUGGAGGAAGUGAGUGAGAUCAUUGGCCGAGACCUGAGUGGCUUCCCUGCACGUCCUGGAGAAGAGCCUCCUGCCUGAGCCACGAGUAGUGGCUCCAGAAGCCCUGCCUCCUUGCCCCCUUAACAGGGGUGCUGGCUCCAGAAGCUUGGAGCCAGCUUCUGUCUUCCAGUCUCCCCUCCCUCUCCCAGCUAAGGUGUGCCCCUCCCACUGCCCCCUUCCUGGGCCUGGUGCUGCCUUGAAAGGGAGUGAGGUGCAGAGGAUAGAGGAUGAGGGUGGAGGCGGAGGCUGGAUGCCCGAACUGACUGGGAUGAAGAUGAUGUCCCGGCUGUGCAGGCCGUGAUGCUGGACAGGUUGAUGGGUAAUAAACGGCUUGCUGACCAGUG